Messenger RNA from Trichomonas vaginalis G3, 312 nucleotides. RefSeq lists its product as uncharacterized. The coding region runs from base 1 to 312 and encodes 103 amino acids. NCBI's taxonomy places the organism in Eukaryota, Parabasalia, Trichomonadida, Trichomonadidae. The transcript has a single exon. The record is from RefSeq and is a predicted model, not a curated record.
AUGUCCGAACAAGCACCGAAGCCAAACUCAAUGGAAGAUGUCCUUUCAAGGUUGCCAGACAAGCGCCCAAUUCAAAUUCAAAUUGCCCAAUUGAAAGCUCAUCUGACAAACACCGUUAAGACUCUCCAAAGUAGUCUUAUGUCAGAGAUGAAGGGACUUAAAGGUGAGUUCCUCAUGAACCAAGCUUCCAAUGAAAAAGUCCUGAACGAUUUCUCAGAAUCGUUGCGCAAUUACGAGAGAGAGAACCGAGACCUUGCCCGACUCAUCUACCAUUUCUUCGAAGAGAUUGACACCAUCUGGGCGGCACUCUGA